Monodelphis domestica (gray short-tailed opossum) is the source of this 3943-nucleotide messenger RNA. It is a transcript of the gene RP2, whose product is annotated as RP2 activator of ARL3 GTPase. Gene Ontology annotation, biological process: post-Golgi vesicle-mediated transport. Gene Ontology annotation, molecular function: GTPase activator activity. The record is from RefSeq and is a predicted model, not a curated record. Lineage: Eukaryota; Metazoa; Chordata; Mammalia; Didelphimorphia; Didelphidae. Gene Ontology annotation, cellular component: cilium; periciliary membrane compartment.
GUGGGAGGGGUGCGGAAGAAGGGCCGGGAAGGGAGGCGGGGGGCGGAGCGGCUGAGCCACGGAGUUGCCUACCAACUCCGAGGAGCUCCAGCUUAGACAAGCGGAGCGGUCUGGAGCCUCCGGGAAGGAGGGUGGUUUACUGCUCGCCUUGUCGGGGUUCCUCACGUGUCCGUGUCGCGCGCGGGAGGAGGGGGCGCGGGUGCAAGAGGCCUGCGAGGGUGGGGUGCAGCGGGCGGCUAGCCCACGGACCGGCACCAUGGGCUGCUUCUUCUCCAAGAAGCGGAAGCCCGAGAAGGAGCAGCAGCAGCAGCAGCAGCGGCAGCAGCCGGCAGAGGAAGCGGGGGAGCAGCAGCCACAGAAGCAGUACAGCUGGGAUAAGCGGGAAAAGGUUGAUCCAAAAGACUAUAUGUUUAAUGGCUUGAAGGAUGAAACAGUAGGUCGCUUACCUGGGAAAGUUGCAGGACAGCAGUUUGUCAUUCAAGACUGUGAGGCCUGCAACAUCUACAUCUUUGAUCACUCUGCUACAAUCACUAUUGAUGACUGUACAAACUGCAGAAUCUUUCUGGGACCUGUAAAAGGCAGCAUAUUUUUCCGGAAUUGCAGAGAUUGCAAGUGUGUAGUAGCCUGCCAGCAGUUUCGUACUCGGGAUUGUAGAAAGCUAGAAGUCUUCUUAUGUUGUGCUACCCAACCCAUUAUUGAAUCCUCGACAAGUAUCAAGUUUGGCUGUUUUCAAUUUUAUUAUCCUGAGCUAGCUUUUCAGUUCAAAGAUGCAGGACUAAGCAUCUUCAAUAACACAUGGAGUAACAUCCAUGACUUUACACCUCUGUCAGGAGAAAACAAUUGGAGUCUCUUACCAGAGGAUGCAGUGAUUCAGGACUAUGUUCCUUUACCUACUCUUGAAGAGCUCAAAGCUGUACGAAUUUCUACUGAUGCCAGUAGAAGCAUUGUUCCAAUAACCCGUGGUCAGAGGCAGAAGAUUAGUGAUGAAUCCUGUUUGGCUGUGUUAUUUGCUGGUGAUUAUACUACUGCAAAUGCCAGGAAAUUAAUUGAUGAAAUGCUUAGCAGAAGUUUUUUGCUGGUUCAGACAAAGGAAGUAUUAAUGAAACCUGAGGAUGCUCAGAGAGUUUUCCAAGAAAGAGCACCUGAUUUCAUUCCUUUCCUGGAAAAAGGUCCUGUUAUUGCUUUGGAGUUCAAUGGAGAUGGUGCAGUAGAAGGGUGCCAACUCAUCAUAAAUGAUGUUUUCAAUGGGACCAAGAUGUUUGUGUCAGAAAAUAAAGUAGCAGCUUCUGGAGAUGUCGAAAGCUUCUAUAACUUUGCUGAUCUGCAAAUGGGGAUGUGAAGUACAGUAUGGAACCAUUACUCUGACAUGAAGCCCAUAUUUUCAACUUGUUUUAUGUAGAUUUUUAAUAGCAUAAUUUUCUGCACUAGAAGUAUUUUUUUUUACAAAUACCGAGAUGUCAAAAUAAUAUUUUUUUUGGAAGAAUCUGUUUAGGAUGACAUGAUUUACUUGAUGAAAAAUAGAUAGUCCUUCUUAAAAUUUACAUUUAAUGGAUUUUAAGCACUUAAAUCCUCUUCCCAUUGUCUGUUCUUCUCUAGAACUUGAAAAUUCACUUUCCCAAAACUAUAAUUUAAAUGAACUGUCAAUGAAACAUCUACAGAAAGUUCUAGGAAGUGAAUAAAAUGUAGCAUAGAAUUUAGAACUUGGAAGAUGCCUAAGAUCCUUUACUGGAAUCCAUUUCAUAAAUGAGAAAACUAAACUUGGCUCUUAGUGGAAUUGCUAAUGGUCCUAUAUGUUUACUAUAUGUAAACAGCAAAACUGGUAUUUGAAAUCAGAUUCUCCCUUUCUGAAUCCAUUAUUUUUUUCCACUAUUCCACACUAGAUGAAACUUAACCAAAACAUGUUAAUGUGAUGGCCAUUUUUUAAACAUUGGCAUCUAAAGAGAGCAUAUUUGGAAUUUUGUAUAAUUUUACUUAUUUUUUUAUAGUACUGUCAGAAAAAAAAACCUAAAAUUUCAUUAAGUACCUUAACUAAACUAUUUAAACCCCUGAUAAUUUAGUCUAUCACCUUCAUUCAAUGGAAGGACUUUUGCAUAGCCCAUUAUUUAUUUGAGUAUCUCUUCUUUUUAGGGAGAUUCGUUUCCUUGUCUAUAUAUUUGUUCAAAUGGAUCAAGGAAUUUUCAGUUAUCAUGGACAAAGAUUAUAAAAUGAAAUGAUGGCUUUAUAAUUGCAAAAUAAAACAAGUAGGUUGGGGCUUCUGGAUUUAUUGCUAUGUAAACUAAAGUUGUCAAACAAAUCAAUCAAUGGGUAUUAAAGUUAUUUCGCCAAAUAAUUACCCCAAUCCCAGCAUAGCACAACUUUCCUAAGGAAAGACACACAACAGUGGUCAACUUUGGAACUAAAAUUUUUACAAAUCCUUUGGAGGGAGCAUGGAAGCAAGAAAGAUACAACUUUGUGACACACAAAAUAAGUGCUGCCCAAAAAUAAGACAUCUCAUCUGAUAACAGUACACCAUUAAUAUAUUGAUUACCAAAAAGCCAAAUAAAUUUGUUUUCAACAAAAUAUUCUUUCUACAUUUAAGACACAAUAUUAAAGUAACUUUUCAAACUAUCUAGAUUGUAAGUGUAAGUGUUUGGGGUAGAGGGGAGUACAUUGUAACCUAACAUCACUCAGUUCAGAAAUGUCUUAAUAGGCUUAGGAAGAAUUAAAUUUAAACUUUCCAAGAGAUUUACAGGAAGGUGCUUCAUUUUCAUAAGUUUGGGGGGGGGGAAAUGGAAUAAUGCCAUUUUGAUAAGCUUAAGUACAGAAAAUAACUAUUUCCAAAAAUUAUUUUCAAGGUGAUUAUAAAAUGCCAACAUUUAAAUCAUUACAUAUAUUCUUCAUUACAUUUAAUAAUAAUUUGAGAUAUCAUUCCCAACUACUGUCAUAAAUAUAUGCUUAUAGUCAAAGAUAAUGCAGUGUAAAGACCACACACUGGUACCCAGAGAACCUCUACUAUAUACCUAAUAUUGUGCUGACUUUUUUGCAUUUUAUUUCUUCAACUUUGAUGAGACCAGAUAAUUCUGUAAGAUCAAGUUAUGCUCUGACUAGGAAAUGGUUUCUUAAAGUUAGAAGUAAAGAUCAGUAGUUAUUUAUUACUGUUUUGGUCAUAACUAAAUGAAUACUUAGUAAUCAGUUUAGUUGAAUGAAAAAAAGACAUUUUGAAAUAAAGAACUAUUUGAAAUUCUAAUCAUGCUUAAAUGAUAAUAAAUCUACUAUUAUCAUUAUGCCUUUUAAAACCAGAAUCUUAAUUUUUGCAAACUGAAAUCCACUGUUGUAUAAAACCCUUUGGUUUUUUAUCUUUUCUCAGAUAUUCAAGUACAAGUUUAGAAAUAUGCUGUAUAAUUGAGGUGUUAAUUUUUAAUUUUAUCAUAUAUGUUUAGCAUUUUGAUUAAUCAGUCUAAAACUGUAUAUACUUCCCUUAUUUUAAGUAGAUACUAUUUAUGUUCUUCUGAACAUAAAGACUUGGCUUUUAUGAAAAAUAUUUUGAUUUCUGAUUAUUUGAAGGAUUAAAAAAUUAAAUGAAGUUAUAUUCUAGCAUAAUUUCUUUCACUAUUAACUUUGGUAAUAUCUGACUAUACAGCAUUUCUUUUUAGAAUUGCUUUCCAAUUCAUGAGUACUUAUUGUAAUGAAUGUCAAUUCAUUUUCCUAAUAUGUUAUAUUUAAAUUUCCUACUAGCUUAUGUCUCUUGUAUAUUACCUGCUUUAUACAACUUUUGUAUAUUUAAUGUCUAGUUUUUGUAUAUAUUUCAUGUAGCAUUUGUAAAAUGUAGUUCAUAAUAAACAUUGUUAAAAAUAAAAUGCCUUAGUACUCACUUAAUAGAUCACUAACAUGUUGCAGUUAUACACCAAGAUUGUGUAUCAUGAUGUGAAUGUUUUAGUAGUAAAAUAAAACCAGAUGAGCCAUG